GUAACUCAUUGGGGAGAAAUUGAAUAAUUUGCACCUGUCGCGAGUGAAAGGUGGUAAUUGAUUGAAUUGCAGGUGAUGUGGUGUAUGAGUGAAUUUUUUUUUUCUUCUUCAAAUAGUUGGGAAUAUCAAUUUCCCUCUCGCGACUAUUUGGGGGAAAAUGCCAGAGAGAUUUUCGGGCAGUUUUUUUUCCUGCAGCUGAGGCACACCCGUCUCUAAUUUAAAUAUCUCUACAAAUACACCCAAGCACCAAUUGGAGAGGGAUAAAUUUGCGCAGCUGCUGUGCAAAUUCUCGCCGGAGUCCGUGUGUCGUCCGGGGAAAAUUUUCUCGGCUUUUCCCAGCAAAGUUCAGUCAGUGUUGGAUUUUCCUAUCGUCCGGGACAUACGAGAACAAAUCAUUACAACAUUCCGUGUGCGUGUCACUGUGUAUAAGUUUUUUUCCUAUCUCUUUUUCAUUUUUUUCCUCAUUUGCCUACACACAAGUUCAGUUUUUGGGUGGAACAGUUUUUCCUCAGACAACAUCAGCAGAAAUUUUUCAGUUUUGUAACGAAUAAGAAAAAAAAGAUCACUUGUUUUUUUCUCAUCAUCUCGGGUCCUCUCUCAUCUUGCUCUCCAAACUCUCUCGGUGCGUUUCAUCGCGAAUAAUCUCUGGUGGCCCUCCUCGCCCACCAACAGCCAACACCAAGGAGUAUAUAGCAUUUCUUCUCUACAACUUUUGCAUACCAGUCAUCAGAAACCAAUCAUGAUUCGGUAAAGCAGACCGGGGCAUCACCUCCAUGGGGAAAAAUGUUCUUCAUAUUAGUGUACUAAGAAUCAGAAUUGACUGCACUUGAGAAUUUCUGUCAAUCUGGAACAUCUUUCGUGGUCUGGUAGACCACUUCAGGGUUGUGUUUUUUGCACAAUUGAGUCAUGGCUACACCACCUGACAGUCCUCUCGAGGAAGUGGUGUAUGAACUUGAGCCAACACGUGUUCCAAAACCAAUUCCCGUUGCACUAGAAGAUCUCUGUCGACAAACAAAAUUCACAAGACAAGAAAUCCGAGUGAUGUACAGAGGAUUUAAAACUGAAUGUCCAGAAGGUGUUGUACAUGAAGACUGUUUCAAAGACAUUUACGCAAAAUUUUUUCCACAUGGCAAUUCCAGCCUUUAUGCCCAUUACGUGUUCAAAGCAUUCGAUGUUAACUGCAACGGAGCAAUUAGCUUUCGGGAUUUGUUAGUAACAUUAUCAACUUUAUUGCGAGGUUCAGUUUAUGAGAGAUUGAGAUGGACUUUUAAACUUUAUGAUUUGAAUGGAGAUGGCUGUAUUAGUCGGAAUGAAUUAGGUGAAGUGGUGCAAGCUGUGCAUGAGCUAAUGGGUAGAAGAGCACAUCAGCCAGAGGAUGACAGGAAAGCCAGAGACCAGGUUGACAGAGUUUUUCGAAAGUUGGACCUGAAUCAGGACGGAGUGAUAACAAUUGAGGAAUUUCUAGAAGCUUGUUUGAAGGAUGAUCUUGUUACAAAAUCACUGCAAAUGUUCGAUACAGGACUUUGACGACUGCCUGAGCAUCUCGUCAGCAAUAAACUCAAAGAUUCCGUCUCUUUAAUUGAUCUGUAAUUUCCUUUGUGAAUUAAGAAUUAGUUUUCAUUUCAACUUUUCAAUUGAGAGUGUUAUAAUUAUAAUCAAAACUGUGACUAUUGGACAAUUUUUCUAAUUACAAAAUGUGGAUGAAUUAGAUACGCUUAAAUAGAGUGAUUCCUCACAUAAUAAUUAUUUUAUUAUUUACAAAAUUUUUUCUUGUUUUUUUUUUUAGCAAUCUUUUCUCACUUUUAACUCUUGUCUCCCUUCCUCAGGAAUCUGGAAGUUGUAAUGGAAAAGUGAGGAAAAUUGAAACACUUAUACAAAACCCCAAAAAAAAUGAUUAACAAAAAUUAUCGGACAUUAAAUGUUCAGCAAUAACUUUAUAUGUUACAACUAAAAAAAAAACAAGUGGUGUAAAUUGUAAGACAUUAAUUACUCCAAUUUUUGCAUAAUAAAUUAUCACAAUUCCGGAGAAACGGGCAUUAAAACAUUAAAACAUUAAAACUACCAUCAGUGUUACAACAAAAAUUACUGAAUAAUUUAGGCAAAUAAUAAACAUAAUAAAAUUGUCGAUGGCUAAAGUUGUUCCAAAAUUGGAACUUUGUGUAUAAAUUAACUCAAGCGGACAUUUUAUAUUGCAAAAAAAAGGUGAGAAAAUAAAUUUUUCAAAUAGAAAAUGUUCCAUGUGCUAUUGGAAUAAAUAAAUAAUUGCCAUACAUUUAAUCUUCGUAAUAAAAUAAAAUUAUCCAAUAUACUGUGUGAUCAAUGAAAAUAAUUGUGGAUGAACAAAAACCAAAUAUUUUUAUUUUGUAUGUAAAACUUUCAAAUUUAAUAUUAAAAAAAAUUAUAAUUAUGCCUCUGAAAACUGAAUUAAAAUGUUUGCAAAUUAAAUGUUAUUGCAUUGAUCCAUUGUGUUGACAGGAAAGCCAAAUUAUUAUUUUGUCAACAAUGAAAAUUUAUUAAAUAUAUAAAAUUUCAAUAUGAUCUGGGGAUUAUGUUUUUUCACACAAAAUACAUUGACAAAAAUUUCACAUGCAACAACAGAAAAAAAAACUAAUCAAAGCCAAAGUGCAAUUUUAUAUCACAGGAAAUAUUCUCUGAAUGGUGAAUGAUUGAGAAAUCUUCUAUACAUUUUAGAUACCUAAUCAAAUGGCAAUUUUUCUUCAUGUGAAAUGAAAAUGAAUUAGGAAAAAGACACUUUUAAAUUUUAUUAAAAUAUUUCGUGUAUUAUUCUAAUUAGAUUUUUAAAAUCUUUUUCACUUUGUGUAAAAUAUCUUCCCCCAAUUUGGGAGAAUUUAUUGAAUCAUCAUAAAAAAUGACAGGAAAUUUAAAAACUUAUAUUUAUAUAGUAGGAGUGGAAGGAACCAAACGUAAUGUUUCAAAGUUAGAACCACUUUCUAACGGAUCAAUUCAACAUAGCAUUUCGUUUUAUUGCUUUAACUGAAUCUGGACAUUACAGCCUGAAAAAAAAACUUCUAAUAAUGUAUACAAUUUUUUUCACACGAUUAUUAUCCAAUUAGAAGAACAUUGAGAAAUAUUAGAAUCUUUUUAUACGGUGGAGCAGACAAAAUUUCAAAUAACUUCAACUCAACACAGCCAACAUUGCGAAAUUAAUUAAUUAGUGUUAAUAGAUCAUGGAAAAAAAAAUAAGAAAUUUCUAACGUAAAACUAAGAUUUAGAGAAUCAAGUAUUUAAAAAAUAAAAUGUUCAAUGUAAUGAAUGUAUGUAAUAAUGUAUUUUACAUACAUAAGGAGCAACAACAAAAAAGAAAAGCUUCCACAGGGCAUUUUAGUGAAAAGAAAUUACAAAAAAAAAUAUUUUCCUUUUAAAAUUUUUCUUGUGAGUGAUAUAGAAAAAAAAAGAAAUAAUGUGCAAUAAAUUUUAUUGUUUUUUAGUGAUGAAGAAACUCUUUGAGAGAAUAUUAAUAUCAAUUUGAGUUUCGCAUAUCAUAGAUACAUUUAAAUUUAGGCAAUUUAAAAAAAAACAAUCAUUCAAGUAUUAUCUUUCUAUUUUCAAUUUCAUAAAUGUGUAUAAAAAAAAACUAUUGGAGCAAAUUUUUACCAAAUACUCGCAUAAAGUCCCACAGUCAGAAUGAAGGAAACUUUCUUAAAGCAACUCAAAUACAGGCUUUGGAUACAAAAAAAAACUUGAAAGAACUAUUGUCACAACUUUUGAAAAGAGGAUUACCAAUUGCAUAAGUCCCACAAGACACUUAAUUGAUUUUCAAUAUAUAAAUUUUUAAAUGUACCUGUAACAACGGUAGAAAGCUUUGCCAUGAUAAACUAUCAAAACAGACGGUAAUUACCACACAAUUAUUCCCCACCAAGAAAAAAAAAAUUCAAUACUCUACAUUUAUCCAGGCGAAACAUUGUAAUAUGAUGAAUAAAAAAAAACACGCUAUUUUCAAUAACAUUAUGUCCUUGAUCCAUUUGAGGAAGAAGUGAAGGAAUUUUUUGCAACAACGUCCACCAAAUGUAACAUGGAAAAUAAAAGUGAAACCUGGUUAACACAAUUUAAUAAUGGGAGAAUAUUUAUAUUUAAUGGGAUACAAAAAAAGAACAUUUAAAAAAAAACUAAUGGUCCGACUGUAUUAUCUCAUUUUAUUUUAAAGUACAUGAGUCAAAUGUAUAAAAACAUUGCAUUAGAAUAAAUUGCUUAUCAGUUGCAUCAGUCAAUACCAAUUCUAGCAGUUUCUGAUUGAUUGUUAUACAAAAAAGAACACAUUUGCUAGGCCUGUGAAUGUUAUCAAAAGUUAAUAAAAUUUUGUGAUGUUUACACUGUCACAAUUAAUGUUAAAACAUCUAGAAGUAUGCUAUUAAUUGCUGAAAAAAAACAUGAAAUAUCUAAAAUUGCUAGAAUUAGGGUUGCCUGCUGCAAGAGUAGUAAAGACACAUUUUUCUACAUUAAAAUCAUUCAAUAGUAUACUCGACUUAUGCAUUUCAAUGAAAUUGUAUGAGAUCCUACACUCGGACUUAUGAAAUUAUUUAUCUUAUUAAUUAAUUAAAAAAAAGAAAUUCAAUUGCUAGAAUCUAUAUGAUUAUAAAAAAAAAUUGACGUGAACUAUGAAACGAAAUUAAUAAAAAAAAUAGAGGGAAAUAUGCUUUAGAUUUAAACUUUAUUUACAAAAAGAAAAAUUACGAAUCAAGUGUAUUUGAGAGUAGUGUUAUUUUCUUACUCGUUUUCUCAAGAAAAUUGUAUAAAAUAUUUAUUAGGAUAUGAAUUUUUUAAGGUAAAAAAAAGUUGUACCAUCUGCUUUAAUUUCCUGUUAAUUUCUUAGACUGGUUAAUAUUGUUUUCAUUGUUCGUUCUAUUUUUUACUUUGAGUGAUGAAAUAUAUCUUGUAGAAAGGACAGAUGAUAGUUAAUUUCUUUUCUCAUUUAGAAUUAAUCUAAUUACAAGUUAUUUCGUAAUCUGAAGAACAAAAAAAAAAUAUAAAGUAUGACAAAAAAAUAAUAAUAAUGGUUGUAAGAAAACAAGUAAAUCUUAUCAUUAAACAGAAUUACAUUGGA
Phlebotomus papatasi is the source of this 5062-nucleotide messenger RNA. Its product is annotated as Kv channel-interacting protein 1. Bases 907 to 1527 code for a protein of 206 amino acids. The transcript has 6 exons. Gene Ontology annotation, molecular function: calcium ion binding. The record is from RefSeq and is a predicted model, not a curated record. Lineage: Eukaryota; Metazoa; Arthropoda; Insecta; Diptera; Psychodidae.